CAAUGAGUUAAGGCAGGAUGAAGAAGAGUUCAGAGCCUCCAAGUAUUCCUGAUUUCACUGGUAGAUGGGUGUUAGACCGGACCGAACUGUUGGAAGAGUACAUGAAACAGAGCUUAGGGACAGAUCACGUGAAACACAAGUUUCCUAAAGAUAUGACUGUUGUUAAUGAGAUUACUCAAAUUGGAAACAACUUCCGACUCAAGAUAAUGACAAGAGGAGGGGUGAGUGAGACUUGUUUUGAAGUUGGAGAAGCGUGGCAAGAACAAGACAGCACAUCAGACACCUGCAGUGUAACAAGUAAGUGGAUGAACAACAAGCUAGUGACAGUAGCAGAAGGACGGAAGACAGUGACAGUUACACGGGAACUGAGAGGGGAGUUCAUGAUAACUACCAUGAAGUGUAAGAAUGCUACCUCCAGGUGUAUCUUCAGUAGGGAUACUAAGAGUAAAUAGAGAAAGGGAUGGAGCAGAGAGAGAGAGAGAAAAAGGGGUGCAGCAGGUAUUGUAUCUUGGUUGGCCUGGGUUAUAGUAAAUAAAUUCAGCAACCAAAGGCAAUGACCAAUUACUAGUCAUGAGAGGUAUAUCCAGUCCCUUUUCACUUGUCGUUAAAGUUACGGCUUUAAAAUCUACAUUAUUUUAUUAGAGCACUUCAGCUGGGUGAAUAUCCUUUUAUACUCAUUAAUUAUACCACUGUUUAUUUAUUUUCAGACAUAUUUACAUACCAGAACCUUUAUUAACCGACUUUUAUAAGCAGAUGUAUAUAAUAAUAAUAUUUGUGUAAAGUAAUUGUAAUACUAUUUAUCCUACAUGUAGUAAAUCAGAUCUUUAGCCAUGUUUUUAACCCUUACUUAGUUUAGCUUGUGAUAUUGUACAGAAAUUAACCUAUUGUUAAGUUAUUGCAUGUAAAGUAACAUUAUUUUGUUUAUUUUGCGUCUUUAAUAGUGAUACUGCACUAAACUAAUCACUAUCAAAACACGUAUAUCUAAUCUCUAAAUUAGCUGUAACCAAUCUCUAAACAAACACCAACUAAAUUCUAACCAAUCUCCAACUAAAUCCUAAAAACUAACUAAAUUCUAACCAAUCUCCAACUAAAAACUAACUAAAAUCUAACUAAACACUAAUGAAGCAGUUAAGAUGGCGUUAGAAAUAGAAUCAGCAGAUGUUAUUAGGUUGGUCCUCCAGUACUUCAAAGAAAACAACCUUCCUCGUACCUUCUCUACCCUACAAGAGGAAACAGGUAUAACCCUAAACACAGUGGACUCUAUAGAGAGCUUCACCUCGGACAUCAACAACGGACACUGGGACACAGUGCUCAUAGCAAUACAGUCCCUGAAACUCCCUGAUAACAAGUUGAUAGAUUUGUACGAGCACAUAGUUCUGGAGCUGAUAGAGUUGAGAGAGCUGAGCGCUGCUAGGUCCUUGUUGAGACAGACUGAUCCCAUGAUCAUGUUGAAGCAGCUUCAACCUGAUAGGUAUAUCCACUUAGAGACACUACUAGCUAGGAGCUACUUCGACCCCAGAGAAGCUUACCCUGAGGGUAGCAGUAAAGAGAGGAGAAGAGCAGCUAUUGCUCAGGCUCUAGCAGGUGAGGUGAGUGUGGUGCCUCCAGCCAGAAUGUUAGCUCUGUUGGGACAAGCCCUGAAGUGGCAGCAACACCAGGGUCAGCUGCCUCCUGGCACCAGUAUUGACGUCUUCAGAGGUAAAGCAGCAGUUAAGGAUGAAGAGGAAGAGAAGUACCCUACUCAGCUUUCCAGAACAAUAAAGUUCGGAGGGAAGUCUCACCCGGAGUGCUGUAAAUAUUCCCCUGAUGGUCAAUACCUGGUUACUGGAACUCUGGACGGGUUCAUCGAAGUCUGGAACUUUACCACAGGUAAGAUAAGGAAGGAUCUGCGGUACCAAGCCCAGGAACAGUUCAUGUUAAUGGACGACGCAGUGAGCUGCAUGAACUUCUCCCGGGACAGCGAGAUGUUAGCCACUGGCUCCCAGGACGGCCGAAUCAAAGUGUGGAAGAUCCAGGCUGGUCAGUGUCUGAGGAGGUUUGAAAAGGCUCACACCGCGGGAGUGACCUGUAUCACCUUCUCCCGGGACGGUUCUCAGUUACUCAGUGCCAGCUUCGACCAGACCAUUAGGAUUCACGGCCUGAAGUCUGGUAAAACUCUCAAAGAGUUCCGAGGUCACUCCUCCUUUGUAAACGAGGCUCAGUUCACAGCAGACGGGCACACCAUCAUCAGUGCUAGCUCAGACGGAACAGUAAAAGUGUGGAGUUUGAAGAGCACAGAAACCAUGAACACGUUUAAACCAGCUCUGGGCAGCUCCGCUUCAGAGAUCACCGUUAACAGUAUCCAUCUCCUGCCCCGGAACACCGAGCAGUUUGUGGUCUGUAACCGGACCAACACGGUCUCCAUCAUGAACAUGCAGGGUCAGAUUGUCAAGUCCUUCAGUUCGGGUAAACGUCAAGGAGGAGACUUUGUGUGCUGUACCUUGUCGCCGCGGGGGGAGUGGAUCUACUGUGUGGGGGAGGAUCACGUGUUGUAUUGUUUCUCUGUUAGUACGGGCAAGUUGGAGCGGACUCUAACUGUGCACGAGAAGGAAGUCAUUGGGAUCACUCAUCAUCCUCAUCAGAACCUUAUUGCUACCUUCUCCGAGGAUGGCACCCUUAAACUGUGGAAACCUUAGGUUUUAAGAUUGUCACGUGAUUUAUCACUUUGUAUUGACGAGAACAGUUUAACACGAGGGUUCACCACCAUGUUACUUAACACUUCCGUGGUGGUUGUUUCCUGGUAAGCCGUGGAUUCUGAUCACAGUAUUUUAUUUUCAAAUUAUUCAGUUUUAUAUGAUUGUUUGGUGACCCUAUUAGGGUACUCAAUAUCAUCUUGUUUGGGAUUCAGCAACAACUUGUCGCUAUUUGACCAACUUUGAAUUGUCUUCAAGCAAUACACCAUCAAAUGAUGCUUAAUCGUAUUAGCGUCACUGCCUUUAAGCAAAUAAUUGAUAUUUGAAACGAUCAUUUUAAGGCAUUUUAUAAUUACAUUUAUGACAAUCGUAUUAUUCAUUCUCUU
Bolinopsis microptera is the source of this 3058-nucleotide messenger RNA. Its product is annotated as WD40 repeat-containing protein SMU1-like. NCBI's taxonomy places the organism in Eukaryota, Metazoa, Ctenophora, Tentaculata, Lobata, Bolinopsidae. Gene Ontology annotation, cellular component: precatalytic spliceosome. Gene Ontology annotation, molecular function: protein binding; prenylcysteine oxidase activity. The record is from RefSeq and is a predicted model, not a curated record. Gene Ontology annotation, biological process: prenylcysteine catabolic process; prenylated protein catabolic process; mRNA splicing, via spliceosome. Bases 1134 to 2675 code for a protein of 513 amino acids. The transcript is spliced from 9 exons.